Molecule: messenger RNA, 2118 nt
Organism: Vollenhovia emeryi
Lineage: Eukaryota; Metazoa; Arthropoda; Insecta; Hymenoptera; Formicidae
Exons: 3
Coding region: 1-2118 (705 amino acids)
Biological process (GO): DNA integration
Molecular function (GO): nucleic acid binding; zinc ion binding
Source: RefSeq, a predicted model, not a curated record
AUGCCAGAAAUGCCAGUGCUGCCAGUAGUGAUACCAGUGAUGCCAGUGAUGCCAGUGAUGCCAGUAAUACUUAAAACAUUUAUUGUAUUAAUAUCUAAUCCAGGAGUAGUCAUUAACCCGCUACCUCGGAUAGAGACUAAUAGUAAGAGACACGACAUAUUUGGCGACGAGGGUAAACUGAAGCCAGGAAGAAACGAAUCUCAUACGUAUAAGAAAAAGUGUGAGGUUAAAAAUGUCCACGAGCAACCGGAAGAAAAGACCCUGGAAGAAUUGUUCUCAAAUCUCAGAACACAUUACAAACCAGCACCAAAAGCAUUGGCGGAAAGAUAUCGGUUCAUGAGUAGGAAACAAAACCAAGGAGAAUCAACUGCUCAAUACCUCGCAGAACUUCGUCCUCUAGCCAUAAACUGUAAGUUUGAUACAGAUCUUGAUACACGUUUGAGAGAUCAAUUUAUAUUUGGUUUGCGUAACGAAGUAGCGCAAAAACAGCUAUUCACCAGACCGGAUGAAAUAAAGCUAGAAGAAGUUGUGGCUAUAACCACAGCACAUGAGCUCUCGGAACAAAGUCUGUCGCUUAUUCGUGGAAGUACUCAUCAAAGGGAAGAGGUCAACAAAAUAAGGAAUAUAUCAAGGCAGAAAGAGAAUCAAUACAAGAAGAAUGGAAAAUCUUCGAAUAAUUGGAAAUCCAGGAAGGAAUGUACAAGAUGCGGCUCAACGGAUCAUAAUCCAUAUAAUUGUCCACACAAGGAUUCCAAAUGUUAUGCGUGUGGGAAACAAGGAUAUUUGGCCUGUAAAUGUAGAAACGGCUCACAAAAACAAGGUCAAGAAACGAAGAAACAAAUUAAACAAAACAACAUGAUAGAUAUCCGAACAGCAGAGGUACUAUCAUCCAGUCAAUCAGCGCAACGGAAAAUAUGGAUUACUGUAAAAGUAAAUGGAAUUCCUCAUCGGAUGGAAAUGGAUACAGGAUGUGAACGCAGCAUAAUUUCUAAGAAGUUUUGGGAAGAUUCAAAGGAUAGAAAAUUGAUUACUACGGAAAACAUAGAAAUGUUGCCAGUAACGCUUAAGGAGAUACGCACUGCUACAGCAAGGGAUAAGGUACUCUCAAAAGUAUUGUCAUUCAUUAGUAGUAAAUGGCCAAACUCAAUAGGAAAGGAAGAUGAAGAUCUACACAGCUACUUCAGGAAACGAGAAGAGUUAACUAUACAACAAGGAGUAAUAAUGUGGGGGAUCAGAGUAGUCAUCCCUUACACACUUCAGAAGAAGCUUCUUCAAAGUCUUCAUGAAACACACACUGGAAUUGUCAAAAUGAAAGGCCUAGCAAGACAGUACAUAUGGUGGCCAAAUAUGGACAAGGAGAUAGAAGACAUUGCAAAAAGCUGUACCAGUUGUUGUGCUAGCAGGCCGGAUCCACCAAGCGCACCGUUACACCCAUGGCAGUUUCCAGAAAAACCAUGGCAGAGACUUCACAUCGAUCUCGCAGGACCAUUGCAGAACAGGAUGUUCCUGAUAAUCAUGGACGCACAUAUAAAAUGGCCAGAAGUAUACGACAUGCAUGGGGACACUACGAGCAAGAAAGUAAUUGAGAAGCUGAGAGACUGUUUUGUGAGAUUUGGUAUUCCAGAACAAAUAAUCUCAGAUAACGGAAGACAAUUUGUAUCAGCAGAGUUUAAGAGAUUCUGUAGGAACAAUGGGAUUCGACACACAACGAGCUCUGCGUGCCAUCCACGAACCAAUGGGGAAGCGGAACGAUUCGUACAAACGCUCAAGAAAGCAGUAUCUAAGUCAGAAGGCGAACUAAUUUUCCGGGUGCAACGCUUUCUUUUUAGUUACAGGUGCACGCCACACACGACUACAGGGACAUCACCAGCGGAGUUGCUCAUAGGACGCAGACCACGGAAUGUAUUCGAUUUAGUAAAACCCGAUGUCCAGAGAACAGUAGCAGCAGCACAAGCCAGACAAGAAAAGAACUAUAAUUCUCGAGUAAGGAAUCGCAAGUUCGAAGAGGGAGAAGAGGUUUGGGUUCGUACAUAUUCCAAAAACGAAGCCAAAUGGUCACUAGGAGUCAUUGUUAAAGUUUUGGGACCAGUAACAUAUCUUGUUCGAGUUGGAGAUUAA